Molecule: messenger RNA, 1089 nt
Organism: Lemur catta (Ring-tailed lemur)
Lineage: Eukaryota; Metazoa; Chordata; Mammalia; Primates; Lemuridae
Product: olfactory receptor 1A1-like
Exons: 1
Coding region: 1-1089 (362 amino acids)
Biological process (GO): G protein-coupled receptor signaling pathway
Cellular component (GO): membrane
Molecular function (GO): G protein-coupled receptor activity; olfactory receptor activity
Source: RefSeq, a predicted model, not a curated record
AUGAGAGAAGUAAAUCAGUCAUCAACCCUGGAAUUCAUCCUCCUGGGAGUUAAUGGUCAACAGGAACCAGAUUUCUUCUUCUUCUUUCUUCUCUUCUUCUUCUCCUUCUCCUUCUCCUUCUUCUUAUUUGUUUACCCCAUCACACUGAUUGGAAACGUGCUCAUCAUCUUGGCCAUUUACUCUGACAUUCACCUUCACAACUCAAUGUAUUUUUUCCUUGCCAACCUCUCUUUGGUUGACAUCUUCUUCUCAUCUGUAAGCAUCCCUAAGAUGAUAGCCAGCCAUCUCUUGGGCAGCAAAAUCAUCUCCUUUGGAGGAUGCCUAACACAGAAGUAUUCCAUGCUUGCCAUGGCUAACACAGACAGCCAUAUGUUGGCUGUGACUGCAUAUGAUCGAGCUGUGGCCAUCAGCUGCACACUCCACUACACAACAAUUGUGAGUCCAAAGUCUUGUGUCCUGCUACUUGUUGGGUCUUGGGUGGUUGGAAACACCAAUUCCCUCCCCCGCACUCUGCUCAUAGCUAGUCUGUCCUUCUGUGACAACCACGAAGUGGCCAACUUCUACCGUGACAUUGCCUCUUUGCUCAAGCUGUCCUGUUCUGACAUCCACCUUAAUGUGAAGAUGAUGUACCUGGGGGUUGGUGUUUUCUCUGUGCCACCGUUGUGCAUUGUUAUCUCUUAUAUUUGGUUUUUUUCCACAGUCUUAGGGGUUCCAUCCACCACAGGUGUGCUCAAAGCCUUCUCCACUUGUGGUUCUCACCUCAGAGUUGUUUCUUUGUAUAAUGGGAUAAUCAUGGGCAUGUAUUUAUGUCCUCUGACUAGGUACAGUCUAAAGGAUGCAGUGAUAACUGUGACGUACAUGGCAGUGACCCCAAAGUUAAAUCGUUUCAUCUCUAGUCUGAGAAAUCGGGACACGAAGGCUGCCCGGUGGAAACUCUUCAGCAAGAGGAUCUCCUCAUGCCGGGUGAGGGCUCGCCUCGGAGACUGCAACAUGCACUUGAAAGUCCGCCCUCAACGUAAUUCCCUCCAGGAAGCUACCUUUGACCUUGGCAGCCAGAAAAUUCUUCUCAGAAAUAUUGGAACAAAUUGA